Messenger RNA from Haliotis rufescens (red abalone), 1857 nucleotides. Its product is annotated as sporozoite surface protein 2-like. The coding region runs from base 1 to 1857 and encodes 618 amino acids. The record is from RefSeq and is a predicted model, not a curated record. Lineage: Eukaryota; Metazoa; Mollusca; Gastropoda; Lepetellida; Haliotidae. The transcript has a single exon.
AUGGACCAGGUCCUCCAGCCAACCAACAAGAAAUGGACCAGGUCCUCCAGCCAACCAACAAGAAACGGACCAGGUCAUCCAGCCAACCAACAAGAAACGGACCAGAUCAUCCAGCCAACCAAAAAGAAAUGGACCAGGUCCUCCAGCCAACCAACAAGAAAUGGACCAAGUCCUCCAGCCAACCAACAUGAAAUGGACCAGGUCCUCCAGCCAACCAAAAAGAAUUGGACCAGGUCCUCCAGCCAACCAACAAGAAUUGGACCAGGUCCUCCAGCCAACCAACAAGAAAUGGACCAGGUCCUCCAGCCAACCAACAAGAAAUUGACCAGGUCCUCCAGCCAACCAACAAGAAUUGGACCAGAUCCUCCAGCCAACCAACAAAAGUUGGACCAGGUCCUCCAGCCAACCAACAAGAAACGGACCAGGUCCUCCAGCCAACCAACAAGAAAUGGACCAGGUCCUCCAGCCAACCAACAAGAAAUGGACAAGGUCCUCCAGCCAACCAACAAGAAACGGACCAGGUCCUCCAGCCAGCCAACAAGAAAUGGACCAGGUCCUCCAGCCAACCAACAAGAAAUGGAUCAGGUCCUCCAGCCAACCAACAAGAAACGGACCAGGUCCUCCAGCCAACCAACAAGAAACGGACCAGGUCCUGCAGCCAACCAACAAGAAAUGGACAAGGUCCUCCAGACAACCAACAAGAAAUGGACAAGGUCCUCCAGCCAACCAACAAGAAUUGGACCAGGUCCUCCAGCCAACCAACAAGAAACGGACCAGGUCCUCCAGCCAACCAACAAGAAACGGACCAGGUCCUCCAGCCAACCAACAAGAAAUGGACCAGGUCCUCCAGCCAACCAACAAGAAAUGGACCAGGUCCUCCAGCCAACCAACAAGAAAUGGACCAGGUCCUCCAGCCAACCAACAAGAAAUGGACAAGGUCCUCCAGCCAACCAACAAGAAACGGACCAGGUCCUCCAGGCAACCAACAAAAAUUUGACCAGGUCCUCCAGCCAACCAACAAGAAAUGGACAAGGUCCUCCAGCCAACGAACAAGAAUUGGACCAGGUCCUCCAGCCAACCAACAAGAAAUGGACCAGGUCCUCAGCCAACCAACAAGAAAUGGACCAGGUCCUCCAGCCAACCAACAAGAAUUGGACCAGGUCCUCCAGCCAACCAACAAAAAUGGGACCAGGUCCUCCAGCCAACCAACAAGAAACGGACCAGGUCCUCCAGCCAACCAACAAGAAAUGGACAAGGUCCUCCAGCCAACCAACAAGAAUUGGACCAGGUCCUCCAGCCAACCAACAAAAAUGGGACCAGGUCCUCCAGCCAACCAACAAGAAUUGGACCAGGUCCUCCAGCCAACCAACAAAAAUGGGACCAGGUCCUCCAGCCAACCAAGAAGAAAUGGACCAGGUCCUCCAGCCAACCAACAAAAAUUGGACCAGGUCCUCCAGCCAACCAACACGAAUUGGACCAGGUCCUCCAGCCAACCAACAAGAAUUGGACCAGGUCCUCAAGCCAACCAACAAGAAAUGGACCAGGUCCUCCAGCCAGCCAACAAGAAAUGGACCAGGUCCUCCAGCCAACCAACAAGAAAUGGACCAGGUCCUCCAGCCAACCAACAAAAAUUGGACCAGGUCCUCCAGCCAACCAACAAGAAAUGGACCAGGUCCUCGAGCCAACCAACAAGAAACGGACCAGGUCCUCCAGCCAACCAACACGAAUUGGACCAGGUCCUCCAGCCAGCCAACAAGAAUUGGACCAGGUCCUCCAGCAGACCAACAAGAAACGGACCAGGUCCUCCAGCCAACCAACAAGAAAUGGACCAGGUCCUCCAGGAUGAAUCCAACGUGA